Molecule: messenger RNA, 6550 nt
Organism: Acromyrmex echinatior (Panamanian leafcutter ant)
Lineage: Eukaryota; Metazoa; Arthropoda; Insecta; Hymenoptera; Formicidae
Gene: side-III
Product: sidestep III
Source: RefSeq, a predicted model, not a curated record
GCGCGCGUCGUCCUCUCUCGCGGCGGUUAUAGCGGCGUGCCCGCGCGACGAGGAAGCGUGCAGCGCGUCGCACGCGACAGCACGCGUCGCGGAAGAGAGUUCCGUCGUCGGGAACGAGGGUGCGAAGGAGAUCGUGGGAGCGAGAAACACCGCUCUUGCUUGCAACACCGGCUGGAAGCCGCCGCGCCUCGCGCUCAAGGCGAGAAAUUUCGUGGGAAAUUUAGCCGGUGUCGUCGACCCGCUUAGAGCUCUUUGCUGCCGUUGCCACCGCCACCGCUGUCAUCGCCGCCGGUCCGCGAUCGGACCGCGAUCGUUAUCGAGAUCGGAUGAGCGAGAUUUUCCCGUCGCUGCGAGUGAGUGCGAGAUCUCCUCGAGAAGAGCGUGAGAAACUACAACUGCCGAUGGGGAUGUCGGAAUUCAACGUCAUGCCGUCGAUAGCCGGCUGGUAAAGCGAGAUGAAAGGUUCGCCCAAGGUGCUCGUGUGAUCGGUAUUUCCAUUUAUUAAUUUAAAAAGUAAAGGGUAAUCCCUUCAGGAGCACGGAAAUUCGAACUGGUAUUUUUUUUUUUUGGAGAAACUUGCGAACGGGAUCGGUUGUGCGUGACUCUUCGUAUCUACUUAGGAAAAAAAUUGUUGGUAUCAAUUGCGGCUGUUAAAAAGGAAAAACGCUGAAAAGGUGAAUUAAAUUGAUUCUAAAUUAUUCUCUAAAUCUUUAAGAAAAGGGCAGCGAGAGAAAGAAUAGAGAAACGAGAACGAUCAUGUAUAACGGUUGUGUAUGACUAUCCAUAACUACCGCGGGGAAAUUUUUCCGCUGUCAAGAAGUAGAACAAUUCGCGUCAAUGAAAAACGGAACGUUCGCCGCUGUUGAAAAAUAAAGUUGAUUAAUUCGAGAGCGAAUUUCACGAACUCGUCGGUCGGUUUCGUGUAUUUUGCCGUUUUUUACAUGUGUUUUAUAUCGUCGUUUUUUCACGGGACGUAAUACCGUAUACUUCUUAUAUUUUUGACGAUCUUUUUCUUCGCGAAAAAAAAAUCCACAAAAUAAUACGGGAGAUGAUCGAUCACGGCGGAAAUUGAGGACCAGUAGAAUAACAACGGAAGUAUCGUCCAUGUGUCGAAGUGCACGCUUCGUGCAACGGGUCGACCGAUCUGUCAUCGCCAUUGUCGAAUCGUCUAACGGCGGUCCUAAACCCCGGAGGAAGGUAGCUCCAGGAGGACGAUAAUCUUCGCGGAGAAAGGCGGUGCUUCGUCAGGACGCGUUGCGCCAUUUCAGGUGCGAGUCUCGAGCCUUCCGCUCGAGUGCUUUAGCGUGUCUCUGGGUGCUUUAGGUGAGCUUGGCUCUCGCGAAUCAAAGCUGCGAAAGAAAGCAUUCAACAGACAUCAAAAGACCCGGUGAUUAAUGAACGCGGGUAAUUAAGAAACAUUAAGGAGAGCUGCCGAAGGAGUCCUCGAGAUCCUCCAACUAUUCGGAGAGAGCGUGUCAUCCUCCCCCCCGCUGCGCCCUCUCCCCCUCUCGAGAGGAUCCUCGCCGGAGGACAUCGCCGCGGGGUUGGCGGUGGGAGGAGGCCGUCUACCUUCGAGGUAAGAGAGAGAGAGAGAGAGAAAGGGGGGGAGGAGAGGAGAAAGAGAAAGAGAAGGGGUGGGAGGCCUUUAGGGGUGGAAAAUCGUUGGAGAAUACCGUCGCGGUGAAAUCACUCCUCUCGAACGCUCGCGAGACGAUCAGACCGCGAAGCAUCCCCCGCCGGGCCCGUCCUGCUCCCUUGCCUGCCUUUCGCCCCUUCGCUUCUCCAGCCGGUGGGGUGGAAGUGGAGGAAGUGGCUGUCUGAUCUCGGACGGAAUGACAAUAAGACUCCCCUUUGAUUAAUCGACGGAACAGAGAGGAGAGAGAGAGAGAGAGAGAGAGAGAGAGAGAGAAUGAGUAAGUGAGAGAAAGAGGGAAUUAGUCCUCUCGAGACGGCGGAUUGUUUUGCAAGUGCUAAGAAGUUCCGACUGUUAAUAGAACUGACUAAAUAUAACUCUAACCGAGUAACUUAGACAUAAAUCUACCGACUCGAACUUAAGCGAUGCCUCAAAUAGCACCGUGCAUUGAAAUGUCACGCCUCUUCAUUAAAGUCGACAAGAUUGUUCAAACGAAUUAAUACAUAAUGCUCUCUUGUUAAAAUGAAUUAAUAACGCAAUAUCUUCCUGAUAGUAAGAAGAUAUAUCCGGUGUCGACCUGUGGAACGUCGUCCGGAACAUUUCAACGCUAUAAGAACGUAUCGAAGUGUAACGAGUGCAACGAUUAAUCAAGUGAUUAACGAUUGUCCCCCAACUGAAAGUUGCUCGACUAAUCCUUUUCGUUGCAUCCGAUCGUCGAAGAACUUUGCAGACACAGGGUUGUGCGGGAGGGCAAGGUGCGCGACAAUAACGCGAAUGAAUUCGGGAGGAGACGGGAUAAGUAGAGUGGAUCGAAAUUAGAAUCGUGUGCAGCCAGUGGAAGAGGGUUGGCGCUUGAUCAGGCGAACCGGCCGACUUGAGCUCAAACUGCACUACUGAAAAGAUCUCAUUUGUUUAAAGAGAUCUUUUGCAUUGCGGCGUAUCUCGGUAAAAUUGUGUUUACAUGAUUUGAAAAUAUUCGACAAAGUGCGUCUCUACUCGCGAAACGACAAUAAUAAAACGCGCACGAUGCAUUAACAGUAUCGAAAAUAAUUCAUAAUAAUCGAUCAUAAAACGUCGACGAGAAAUAUCGACGGGAAUUCCGAUGCCAGCCGGAUGUUUUCGAAUGUCCAUCUUUAUUUGAGCCAGCGACAGGCGUCAAUUUGAACGGUGAGUAAUCUGGACCUCCAUGCAUCUUCCUGGACGAGUGACGAAUGCCGGGAUGUAAUCGACAACGAUAACCGAACGUUAACAAAUCACAGUGACGACAACGGGGAAAUUUGUGUGGCCAUGAAAAGGCGAUAAAGUAUAAGAAGGACUGAGUGACAAAACUGCUACCAUUGAGAACUUGGAGUUUAACAAGAGUUUGAUGGGCACAUGAGAAAAAUAAUGAUAAUGUCCGCAAUGAGUACAAUUCAACACCCUUAGAUCCGAGGACAAUAAAGUUAAACGAGGGUAAUCGAAAGCAACCACGUGAAACAACCGAGUAGCCACUGUUGAACUCGAUAUCGCGUAAUAAAAAAAUCGACGGUAUAUUUUAACAAUCGGAAAUAAAAAUAGUGACAGUAAUAGGUGCGAGAGCGUUUUGCUGAAACAUUAAGUCGAUACAAAAGCAGUGAUAUAGUGCGACGAGACGCGGACUAAGAAACGCAGUGAAGAAAGCGCAGUUUUGUCAUCCAGGCACUUCGAUGCGCCUCGACGGUAGGCAUUCGGGCUUAAAGGAUCCACGCUCGAGGCGGUGAGUGAGGUUGUCCUGCGUAUUCGUCGUCCUGCAUACGCGGCCGGGACAAGGAGCCAGAGCAGGGACAGGUCCUUCCCGGUGUGGAAUGACAAUAAGGGGGCGCCGUACCCGCGGGGUGGUAUUAUGCCGGAGACGACGGAUUUGAGCUUGCCGCCCAAGUGCCCGGCGAAGGCGUCGCAGCCCUUUCGUGGGAUGGCACUCGGGACGCUGGCCGAGAUAGCGGUGCGACUCGUGAUUAGCGGCUACAUAUUCGCCGUGGUCGUCUACGUGAACGCCAGCGGCAACUGGGAUAAGGACGAUGACCUAGUGUCCACAUCUAAGGUUAGCGCCGUACUUGGGCGAACCGCCACUUUGCCUUGCGACAUUGAGCCGUCCACGCGAGAGGAUCGCGUUUACAUGGUCCUUUGGUUCCGCGAUUAUGCGGUGAAACCCAUUUACAGUUUCGAUGUGCGGGGACGGGCUUUUAACAAGGCCCUGAACUGGUCGGACAGCACCGCCGUAGGGCCCAGGGCCUACUUCGUCACCGUGACGAAGCCGGCCGCGCUCUCUUUGGAGGCGGUCCAGCUGGAUGACGAGGGAAUCUACAGAUGCCGGGUUGACUUCAAGAACUCGCCGACCAAGAACUUCCAAGUGAAUCUCACAGUGAUCGUGCCACCGCACCAGCUACUCAUUUACGACAGCUCCGGGGUGCAGGUGGAGAACGUCGCCGGACCCUUUCAGGUUGGCGUGGAGUUCGGUCUGUCCUGUGAAGUGAGAGGAGGGAAACCUACGCCGGUGGUGAGCUGGCUGGUGAACGGUAAGGAGGUGGACGGCAGACUCGAGGAGUUCGGCCAGAACAUCGUCGUCAGCAAAUUGACGGUGCCGCAGCUGCGGCGAGAACACCGCAACACCACGUACAAAUGCCAGGCGGCCAACACGCAUCUCAUACCGCCGUUGGAGAAGACGGUGAUCCUCGACGUUUAUCUAAAACCACUCACCGUGAAGAUACUGUCGAAGCUAACGGUCAUGGAGACGGAAAAGGACUACUCCAUCACCUGCGAGACGACAGGCUCGCAUCCCCGCGCUCGCAUCACCUGGAUCGAGGGAAACGAGACGUUCCGGAACAGCAAGGUCGAUAACGAACAGGUGAAGGAAAGUGGCAACGCGUCGGUGGUGCUGAGUACCCUGAUGUUCUCACCCAUCCCCGACGAUCACGGCAAGAUCCUCAAGUGCCGCGGCGAGAACCCAGCCCUGGCGGACGCGUACUUGGAGGACUUCUUCAAGUUGAAUGUCGUCUUCCCGCCUAAAGUUCAGCUACAUCUGGGCAGCACUCUGAACGCGGAGAACAUAAAGGAAGGCGACGAUGUGUACUUCGAAUGCAAAGUCCGCGCCAAUCCGGAGCACCACAAAAUUACUUGGCGCCACAAUGGCGGCGUGCUGACGCAAAACUAUUCGGCCGGUAUCAUCAUGAGCACCCAAAGCUUGGUGCUGCAGGGCAUAGGACGCGACAACGCGGGAAAUUACACGUGUCUCGCCAGCAACGACCGUGGAGAGACGACGAGUCCAAUUGUGAACCUGAGAGUGCAGUUCGCGCCAGUUUGCAAGAUGAAGGAGGUGACGAUAAUCGGGGCUUCCCUGGAGGAGUCCGUGAAGGUUCGCUGCGAGGUCGACGCCGACCCGAACGAGGUGGACUUUGUCUGGGAGUUCAACAAUAGUGGCGAGAACUUCGAAGUCGCGCCGGCCAAGUUUGACGGCAACAACGGCACCAUGAGCGAGCUCGUCUACACCCCCGAAUCCGAGAGGGAUUACGGUGCCCUGACCUGUUGGGGUAGGAACGCGAUAGGGAAGCAGGAGGCGCCCUGCAUCUAUCAAGUCAUUCCGGCAGUUAAACCGAAUCCUCUGAACAAUUGCACCAUCAAAGCAUCGCUCAAUCAAAGUUCGGAGAUCCUGGAGGUCGAAUGCGUGCCGGGAUAUGACGGCGGUCUCCACCAGGAAUUCCGACUAGAGGCUUAUGAGGUGCUGACCGGUAAUCUCCGGGUGAACGCGUCCAGCGUGUCGGCCGAUCUGCCAAUCUUCCGAAUCGCCGUGGCUGAUCUUCUACCAGCCACUCACUUCUACUUAGUGACCUACGCCGUGAAUGCCAAAGGCCGUAGCGAAGUUUCGCUGUUAGAGGAUAUAAUGCUGCGCGACUCAGAAAAGCAUACAGAUACCGGGGUCAGUAUGCUGCCGUUGAUCCUGCUGUUGGUCGGCUGUCUGUUGGCCUUCGGUGCGACCGUGAUCUCCGUGAUGCUGAUGAUGUAUCGACGACGCGGCACCACGUCACCCGUACAUAUCGAGCCCUAUAUGAAGCAGCCGAUAAUCACCCCGCCGGACUCGAGGAACAAUUCGAUGCUGGACGUGACCCACGGCGACCACACGUACUUCGUUGAGUACACGUUGAAGCAGGUCACCGAUUAUGCGCUCAAUAAUCAGCCGGACAUCAUACAGUCGCCGCAAGACCAAGAGAAGAUCAAACGCGAGCCGCAACUGUUUUUGCCAGUGAGACCAGACACGUUGUUCGCGCCCUAUGACAUUCACAAACAGGGACUGCAAACAAACAGAUGCAGCCUGAACCCGUUCUCCGCAAAGUCCUGGGAGCCCAUCAGUUUCAAAGCCGAUCGCAACCUGAUGAAGGAGAUCAUCAUCGCCAAUUCCAUACCGGGACCGGAGAGCUGCGUGUAAACUUGAUCGAGGAAGUGAAUUGGGAGACGUAAACAUACACGCACACAUACUUAUACUCUAUACGAUACAACACGCCCACACAAACACGUACACAAACAGCAUAUCAUAAGGGCGAUCGAUUUCGUAAGCCCUGAAAACUGUAUCGCGUAUCGUCGCUCGAUGCCACGACAGAUAUACGCGCGAAUAUAUCAAAGACAAAGUCAACGAAUCUCGUGUCUCGCUUGUUAACGUGCGCCAGUGUGACAUAUCACGAUAACGAUAUCGUAGCAGACAUAUCAGCAUAUCGUAGCAUAUCGUGGCGCGCCACGAUCUCUCCUGAGAUCAUCGAGAGUCUUUAGGAUCACCCCCCCGCCGAUCCAGCACGAGACCGGGGCGAGGAAUCGCGGAGUCGUCGCGAGACGAUUUAGUCGCAUAAUUUAACCAAACGCUACACGUGGUGUACUAUUCCAAGUUUAAUAUAUUUUGUGUCAAGUCUUAAA